Molecule: messenger RNA, 675 nt
Organism: Drosophila innubila
Lineage: Eukaryota; Metazoa; Arthropoda; Insecta; Diptera; Drosophilidae
Product: zinc carboxypeptidase-like
Exons: 3
Coding region: 1-675 (224 amino acids)
Biological process (GO): proteolysis
Molecular function (GO): metallocarboxypeptidase activity; zinc ion binding
Source: RefSeq, a predicted model, not a curated record
AUGCGUUUGAUUUGGAUGUUUGCCUGCCUUGUGGUCCUGGCUAGUGCCGGGACUCCCAAAAAAGUAUCAAAGCAGCGUUACGAUAACUACAGGGAUCGCAUGUGGCGUAAGACACGUCAACCACACGCCACGUCUUCCUGCUUUGGAGUUGAUGGCAAUCGCAACUUCGAUUCACACUGGAUGGAAAACAAUGGAGCCUCCUCGAAUCCCUGUAGUGAGACAUUCGCUGGCACUGUACCCUGGUCGGAGCCGGAGACAAAGGCGCUCUCGGAGUACCUAACCAAAAUCAAGAAUGAAUUCAGUGUCUACAUUUCGUUUCACUCUUAUGGCCAGUGGUUGCUCUCUCCUUAUGGCCAUGCAAAGGAUGAGUUCCCUGAAAACUACGAUCAUUUGCAGGAAAUAGGCUCAGCCUUUACAGCCGCCAUUAAAAACUUGGUCUAUGGCACCGAAUAUAUUCGAGGCUCCACAGCCUUCGUAUUAUAUGUCGCUUCGGGCAGCUCUGUUGAUUGGGUUUUCAAUGAGCUAGAUAAAAAGGUAGGUUACACUAUUGAGUUCCGGGAUAAAGGACGCUUUGGUUUUCUUCUACCUCCGGCUCAGAUUAAGGCCAACUGUGAGGAGCUAAUGGCUGGCAUGAUAGCAUUGAUUAAGAAGACCAACGAGCUGGGUUACAUCUAG